AAUGGUGAUUAGGGUAGAUUAGUAUCUACCAUCGACUUAUGUUUUUGGCUGGAUCUUUAUUUAAUUGAUUCCGAAGCAAUGAAAGAUAAAAUUGACAUCGACGGAAUUUGAGGUCAGAACGAAAGAAGCACUGCUUGGCCUAAAUAAUUACUAUUAAUUUUGAUACACGACUACAAUUUCGUUUCGGUAUAGUAUUUCCCUUUUUAUAAGUUUUCGUCAGGGAUACCUGUAGUAGUAGAUAUUCUUUGACCUUUUCUCCGAAAUUAGUGACUUUUCUGGGUGAAUUUCUACAUUUGUAUCAAAGCUGCAGAGGAAAGGAUUAUACGGAAGAUAAGAAGUCAGAUUAGAUUAUUAUCAGAUGACAUCUGCUUCACAGGAUUUUUACAUAAGCAACGUCAUUGGAAUGGAAAGUCUUUUGAAGACUGAGCAAAGAUGUUAUACAAAACACGUAUAACCCUGUUUCUAUAAAUAUUUACUGAAUUACUGCAAAAUAUAUCUUCUGAACUCUGACAUAUAUGUAGCAAAAUUUCUCUUCUUUAUUGUCUGGAAUACACAGAAAAUUAUAUUUGCAUAUUAAUUAAUCGUUUAGCAUUAAACCUGGCCGUAUCAGUCCCAAACGUUCAAGCUAUUUUACGUUAAAACUGCCCACAUCUGGCCUCUUCCACUCACCCUGCAAUGUCAUUCUAAACAUAAGGAAUCACAUCAUUGAAAUCUUAAAGCAAUAAGAUAAUAAAUGAUUAAUUCAGAAGAAUUUGAAUAAAUAAUCAUUACAUUUGACAGAGUAAUCUGAAUGUUAAUGAGUUAAAGCAAUUAAGAAGUCAGUUUGCAGCAUCUUCAGAUAUUAACAAAGAUCACUUUUGAUGGAGAUAUACCAGUAGAAAUAUUUAUUAAGAGUAAUAUACGAGAAGAAGGAAAACAUUUGUGUACUGUGACGAGAGAAAGGAAAAUGAUGGAAAAUGAAUUAUAUCUGAGUGAAGUUAAAUGUAAAAGAGAGUCUGAAGAAAUUGACUUUUCUGAUGAGGAAAAGAAUGAAAAGGGCAAAACAGCAUUUGAGUGUGAUAUCUGUGGUAAAAUAUUAUCUCAGAAAGGUAGCUUAGUUAUUCACCGACGUAUUCAUACAGGAGAGAAGUCAUAUCACUGUGACGUUUGUGGUAAAUCAUUUUUUGAUACUCAUCAUUUAACUAUUCACAAACGCAUUCAUACAGGAGUGAAAUCAUAUCGCUGUGAUAUCUGUGGUAAAUCCUUCUCUCAAAGUUAUAACUUAACUAGGCACAAAUACAUUCAUACAGGAGAAAAACGAUAUCACUGUGAUAUCUGUGGUAAAUCCUUCUCUGAAAUUAGUAAAGUAACUAUUCACAAGCGUGUUCAUACAGGAGAAAAACCAUGUCACUGUGAUAUUUGUGGUAAAUCAUUCUUUGAUAAAAGUUACUUAACUAGACACAUACGUAUUCACACAGGUGAAAAGCCAUAUCAGUGUGAUAUCUGUGGUAAAUCUUUCUCUGAAACUAGUCCCUUAACUAUGCACAAGCGUACUGUUCACACAGGAGAAAAACCACAUCGCUGUGAAAUCUGUGGUAAAUCAUUCUCUCAAAAUAAUGCCUUGACUAUUCACAAACGCAUUCAUACAGGAGAGAAGCCAUAUACAUGUGAUAUCUGUGGUAAAUCGUUCUCCAGAAGCUAUGCCUUACCUCGUCACAGACGCAUUCAUACUGAAGAGAAGCCAUAUCAUUGUGAUAUCUGUGCUGAAUCAUUCUCUGAAAGUGGUAGCUUAACUAAGCACAAGCGUAUUCAUACUGAAGAGAAACCAUAUCAUUGUGAUAUCUGUGGUGAAUCAUUCUCCGAUGGACACAAGUUAACUGUUCACAAAUACAGUCAUUCAGGCGUGAAGCCAUAUCACUGUGAAAUCUGUGGUAAAUCAUUCUCUGACAAUGGUCACUUAACCAAGCACAGGCGUGUUCAUACAGGUGAGAAGCCAUAUCAUUGUGAUAUCUGUGGUAAAUCUUUCUCUGAAACUGGUAGUGUAACUAACCACAAACGUGUUCAUACAGGUGAGAAGCCAUAUCAUUGUGAUACCUGUGGUAAAUCAUUCUCUACAUCCAGUAUCUUAUGUAAGCACAGACGCAUUCAUACUCCUGAGAAGCAAUAUCACUGUGAUAUCUGCGGUAAAUCUUUCACUGAAUCUGGUAGUGUGACAAAUCACAAACGUAUUCAUACAGGUGAGAAGCCAUAUCACUGUGAAAUCUGUGGUAAAUCUUUCACUGAAUCAGGUAGUGUAACUACUCACAUGCGUGUUCAUACAGGAGAGAAGCCAUACCAUUGUGAUAUCUGUGGUAAAUCCUUCUCUACAUGCAGUGUCUUAACCAGGCACAAGCGUGUUCAUACAGGAGAAAAACCAUAUCACUGUGAUAUCUGUGGUAAAUCUUUCUCUGGUAGUAUAACUACUCACCAGCGCAUUCAUUCAGGCGUGAAGCCAUAUCAUUGUGAUAUCUGUGGUAAAUCAUUCUCUCGAAAUUAUCACUUGACUCUGCACAGACGCAUUCAUACAAGAGAAGUCAUAUCACUGUAAUGCCUGUAAGAAUCGUUUUCUGAAAUAGCACGUUAACUGGUCACAAACGUUUACAUACAGAGGACAUUUGGCAAAUGAUUUACUCAUAAAAGCAGCUUAACUUCUAACAAGAGCAUUCAUAUGACAGACAAACCGCUCCAGUGGUCUGUCAUCGUUGUUUUCCUCUCCAUUUUUGCCAUUCUCUCAUGGGUCAGAAGGAAUUUGUUGAGGUGAAUUUUUGCUGUCCAGAUGCUCUUCCUGUUGCCAACCUUCACCUGUUUCAAACUAAAAUAUUUCCCCGUGACCUGACAUGUUUUUGUGGCAGAUUGGCGAUGGACAUUGCUUGCAUGGCAGUGACACCCACAACUAUCACACAGUCUCAAGGCAAGGAUAUAGUAACACGCACACACACAUUCAUAAGCCCCUCACACUUCUAUGAAACAUCCCCCUCUAUCCUCUGUACCACUAAUAUUCCCCCACCACCACUACCUUUUGUGUAUGUCCUCAUACAUCUCCAUCACCAUCCAUUUCUCUCUAUAUAUCUAUCAUUCUCUCCUUUCUUUUCCUACUGGAAUCGUCAGGUUUCUCCUCUAUAGUAAGACACUCGUCUUUCUCCUGCUGUUAUACAUCAACCUCCCAACUGA
Molecule: messenger RNA, 3189 nt
Organism: Octopus sinensis (East Asian common octopus)
Lineage: Eukaryota; Metazoa; Mollusca; Cephalopoda; Octopoda; Octopodidae
Product: zinc finger protein 665-like
Exons: 2
Coding region: 947-2566 (539 amino acids)
Biological process (GO): regulation of transcription by RNA polymerase II
Molecular function (GO): RNA polymerase II cis-regulatory region sequence-specific DNA binding; DNA-binding transcription factor activity, RNA polymerase II-specific
Source: RefSeq, a predicted model, not a curated record